Messenger RNA from Erigeron canadensis, 915 nucleotides. Its product is annotated as mitochondrial import receptor subunit TOM20-like. The record is from RefSeq and is a predicted model, not a curated record. The coding region runs from base 64 to 669 and encodes 201 amino acids. The transcript has 6 exons. Lineage: Eukaryota; Viridiplantae; Streptophyta; Magnoliopsida; Asterales; Asteraceae. Gene Ontology annotation, cellular component: mitochondrial outer membrane translocase complex. Gene Ontology annotation, biological process: protein insertion into mitochondrial outer membrane. Gene Ontology annotation, molecular function: protein binding.
UAAACGCUUCCUCUGGACCAUCUUCAUAAAGAAAGUAAAUAAUAUUUAUUAUUAAGAAUAAGAAUGGAGCCAAGCCAGGAAGAUAUCGAGAGGCUUAUAAUGUUCGAACAUGCUCGUAUCAUCGCUGAAACUCAUUACGCCAAAGACCCUACUGAUGCUGAUAAUUUAACAAGAUGGGGUGGAGCUUUGUUGGAAUUAUCUCAUUUAGGAGAUGCCAAUGAAGGAAGGAAUAUGAUUAAAGUUGCUAUUUCCAAGCUGGAAGAGGCUUUGUCUAUCAACCCGGUGAAACACGAGGCAUUAUGGUGUUUGGGAAAUGCUCUCACCUCACUUGCAUUUAUAACUCCUGAUACUGAUGAGGCGCAGAUUCUAUUUGAAGAGGCAUCUGAUUCUUUCCAAAAGGCAGUGAAUCAGUGUCCAGGGAAUGAACUUUAUCUCCAAUCUUUGGCUAACUCUUCUAAGGCACCUGAAUUGCACUAUGAGUUCCACAAACACGGAGGAUUCAAUCAAACCCAUCAGCCUUCGGGUGGAGAAUCUACCACAUCUGCUAGGGCAAAGGGCCCAGCCAAAACAAAGAGCAGUGAUCUGAAGUAUGAUGUACUUGGAUGGGUGAUUCUUGCUGCUGGGGUUGUUAUAUGGGUUGGGAUGGCCAAGUCUCAAAUGCCACGAUAAAAAAUCUUUAUGUUGAGGCUCUCACAUUAGAGAAAGGAUGCAAAUGUUAUAGACUGCAUAGUACAUGUUUACCAUUUGAGGAUUUUGAGCCACUUGAGAGGUUAGUGCUUAUAAAUUUGUGAUGUAAUGUUAAAUCAUAAAUGUGCAGUUGUGCACCUAUAGGUACCGUUUAUAAAUUGUCAUUUGACACCAGAUUUGACACAUUCUGCUAGGUACAUAAUAAUAUGAUACGUCAAUCAUAUACAU